CUGCUUAUUAAACACCCUGAUUAGUACGGAGCACUACGGAGUACCUACCGAUUUAUUAUCCUUUGUCAAAUUUAAGGACAUUAAAGACAAGACAUUCAAGUAGUUUAAAUAUCAUGCAAUUAUUAUAAUAAAAGAGCAGGUUUUUACUGAUAAUUUUAUUUCUCUUAUAUCGUUGUACCAGUGAUAAAUUGUACAGCAAAGUCACUUAAUAGGUUCUAUUCUCUAUUAACUAACAUCUCUGAACUAACCUUGUGUCAUUGAAAAUUUACUCCAGUGGCGUGCAGCGUGUUUUUCACAAAAAAAAUAAAAAAAAUAUAAAUUAAAGAGUAAGAAUUGUGUACUAAAAUAAUGUUUUGCAAUCAUACGACAAAAUCAAAUCAUUUGAAAAUGAGAAUAUACAUUUAAUCAUGUAACUCAUUCUUAUCGAUUGUGAACUGUACACAAAGUGAGUAUACAUCAGAACCUGCUGUUUUUUCCUCGUGUAGUAGAAACAUUCCACAAAAAUGGCAAAAGAAAUGAUAAUAAUCUUGGUCUAUGACACCCAGUUGUUACAAAGGGAAGAAGACGACCCCGCGACUGCGAUUCUAUAUUUUCACCCAACGUGGGUGUCGGACCAACAAAAAACGGCAUUAUGUGGCCAACUAAUGGGUACUGUUCACUGUGUCAAAAGUAUUUUUUCAGCACCGAAGAUAGUUUCGCUGCAAAGCGGAAAGUUUUUCGUCAAAGAAUAUGGGCGCUAUUUAAUGGCUGUAGGAACUGACCGUAACAUAGCUGAUUGGUUGCUGGAACACAGGGCUAACACAAUGUCUUCUCUUAUAAGUUUCUUCCACCAGGACAUUGAAGUCAUGUCGAAAUUGUAUACAGAGAGUUCAAAACUUUCGGCAAAGUUAUACCAACUGUUUGAAACGUACUUGAAGUAUUUAUUUUUAGGGGGCAAUAUUUUUGCUUAUAGUCCUUCACUGAAGUUGCCAAAGAGUGCAAGUAAUGUAUUUUUGGAAGCUAUACAGAUUUUGCAGUGUUGCCAGGAGCUCAAUUACGUGAUGGGGGGCACUCUGUUGUACCAUAAUAAAGUUGUGGCGACACAGUUAAGUGCAGACAUUACUAAAAGAAUUAUUUUGACUGACCCAUAUCGAAUUAAGUGUCCAGCGGAAGUACCUGCAGUAAAUUUUGAUUUGCCAUUAGGUGUUCAAUUGCUUCAAGUAUACAUUUCUAGUAAGGAAUAUUAUAGGUUGCAUGAGGAUGCAACCAAAAGCAGGAAUAUUUUUCAGUUCCUCAGCAAUAAAAGUAUUAAAAAGCUGCAGACCAAACCUAUGUCCUCCAAAGAACCUGUAAUGUCAGCCAUGAAACGCGACCAAUCGAUCAUUUUCACCGCAGUCCCAGAAGAGGACUCUGAGCAUCAACUCAUCAUAAAGACUGAGAAACCCAGCGCUUCGCAAAAUCGGCCGAAAUUUCUCAAUCUCAAGAGCAAAACUACCGACAUUGAGAAAAUCGAGAAAAAACAAACCACCCCCUUCCACGGUCAAACCAGCGUGUGCUCAACACCCAUGACUGACUUAAGUAAAGUACUGCAUUCUAAACCGAUGUCGAUUUGUACAAACGCGUUGGAAGAACCAACCCAAAAAGAAAACGAAGAAAGUACAACUGUAGACGUCGAACGUCCAAAUCUAGAUUUAAUAACAAACGUGCCAUAUUUGAGAGUAACAAACAAUUUAUAUGACUGCAAAAAAUAUUCGAGCGUUUUUGAUGUUCGAGAGAAAAGUAAGGGUAUUAGUAAAGGUAUUACCACGAAAUAUUACAAGUCGAGUGUACGAGAAGAAUACAGUGGCGACGUAACGCCAGACGAAAAUCGCGCUUUCAAGACCAUCGCUGACCCAAAUUACCCCAUUUUUCGCACAGACGGGACCAUGGUGUCGCACCCAUUUUACGAAGAUUACUUAACCAAUCAAAUGGACCUAAUCACUACUGAAAUCGCCACACAGAAAUCCGAAUUAGAGACUUCUUUCGAAGACUUUGAUUCAAAUUUAGUGGAUUUUGUUAAAAAUGUAGCACCCGUGAAAAAAAAUUCUGAUAAAGUGGUCGAAAAUAUUGAAAUUUCGGCCUUACCGCGACCCAAACCUUCCAAAGAACACCGCAAGUCUCUGACUCUUCCACUAAAGUCACUCAGUGUGGAUGAAGCUCCGUCAUCUCCAAUCCGAAGACAUUCUUCUGGAGUUCUUCUGACACCUCUGAUGUCUAAACUGAGCUCUUUUACUUUCGAUGAAAGAUCUAGUGGCUUUUGCAGCCGCGACACCACACCUAUUUUUACCCCCACCCAACAACCUUCGUUCCCGUUUCCGUUCAAAAAGCCGAAGAGUAGGUUCCUGCAAGAAGGAAAUGAUGAGGAUCUUCAUAAAUGUGUUUUGUUUGUUUGUGGACAGCAGGAUAUGGUUGUGACGCUUCUGCUUCAGGAUGAGGCUUGUUCGUCGUCGGAGAUGAUUACGAAGUUGUGGGAGAUCUGCACCGAGAAUUUGGGGAAAUUGGAGAAGCAGUUGCAUCACUGUUUGGAGACCUAUCCGGCGGGAGGUGUGCAGACCGACAGUGAACCCUACAGUUACCUAUAUUUAGAUUCGGAUUGGGAUACGAUUCAUCGAGGGGGACCGUGGGGAAGUGCCGAGCUGGGGGCGCUGACUUACUUUCACAGAGAUUUUCAGGAAACGAAGAAUCUAGUCGAGAUUUUGAUGAGAUGUUGUGACGGCGUGAUUUAUGGUUAUCAGUGUGGAAAGUCUGAAGUAUUUUACCACCAGGCGGCUAACCCGAAUGCGGGUUUGCCGACUCCGGCGGAUCCCAUGAGCACUGUUCCCCUUAAGGCUAGGCGCAGGCUUGAGAGGGACCAUUCCAUAAUCUUACUUUAAACAGUAUUGCUUACAUUCCAGUGUCGUGCCAAAUAUGUAUCCAUGUUUGUGAUAGCGUGAUAGUAUUAUGAAUACUUGUUUAGUCAAUGUAAUGAACAUGUUCCUUUUAUUUUCUUUAUUUACAUUUAUAAGUUUCAUAUUUAUAUCACAAUUAUUUGUACAUAUGUUUAGUUGAAUAAAUUUUUCAAUUUCUCUUUAUCUUCUGAA
This is a messenger RNA of Zophobas morio, 3098 nucleotides long. RefSeq lists its product as uncharacterized. Gene Ontology annotation, cellular component: cytoplasmic vesicle; BLOC-3 complex; lysosomal membrane. Lineage: Eukaryota; Metazoa; Arthropoda; Insecta; Coleoptera; Tenebrionidae. Gene Ontology annotation, molecular function: small GTPase binding; guanyl-nucleotide exchange factor activity. Gene Ontology annotation, biological process: melanosome assembly; protein targeting; vesicle-mediated transport. The transcript has 9 exons. The record is from RefSeq and is a predicted model, not a curated record. The coding region runs from base 504 to 2891 and encodes 795 amino acids.